AUGGGCUCCAUUCAUUCCGUCGUGGCUAAGCUUCCACAAGGCCGGAAUGCCGCAGAUGCUGAGCGUAUCUCUUCAAACUAUGUCCCUUCCGAGAAGGAUACUUUGGUCUCUCUUUUGGCAGCUCGCGAGCCGUACUCCCAGGAAGAUCUGAAUAUGAUGCAGAUCCUCCUCUACAACGAUGAUGAGCCCGAUGAACGGUACUGGUUCUACCAAGAAGGCUUUCUCCAUCCAGUUCAACUGGGAGAUCAGCUUUCUGAUGGGAGGUACACCAUCAUCAAUAAACUAGGGAACGGAUCGUUCUCGACUGUAUGGCUUGCACACGACGAAGUUCUGAGUCGAAAGGUCGCUAUCAAGAUUGCGUAUGUGUGGGCUUUGGGCUGCAUUAUCGUCGAGCUCUAUGCGCGUUACAGCGUCUUCCAAACCUAUUUUCCUAGGUUCGAAGAGGUUUGGGCCGAAAUGGUCCAUGUUCUUGGCAAGCCCCCACAGACAUGGUUGGAAGCUUCGAAGGCGGACAUCGACUCCGGUAACAAUGACAACGGCUCGAACCUCGACAACGAGACGCCUCGGCACAGAGAUCCCACCUCUCUUUCGGACCACAUUGUGCAGCUCGUAGACAAGGAUAGAUCAGAGAAGCUGGUUGGAAUUUGGGAAGACGCGGAUGAAGAUGAGAAUGUCCCAGCAGGAGAGUUGCGAGAUCUGCUCUCCAUGCUGGAGCAGAUUUUCUGCUGGCUUCCAGAGGACGGAAUCAAAGCAGACGAUCUCAUGAACGGGGAUUGGAUGAAAAAUUGGGGGCUGCCAGCGAUUGAAGCGAUGGAGAAAGCCUACGAAGAAAAGGCGCAAGUCACGAAGCAGACCUCUGCCAGUUCGGGCUCUGGUUCAGCAAGCAACACCAUGCACCAUGGCAAGACGGAUAGCCCAGUAAACGAGACAUGGCUUGGGGUCAUUCGUGGACUUUUCAAGACAGCUAGAUGGGGGCUGGGAACGGGCGUUUGGUUGUGGCUUGGGCGAGCGCUUGGGAUUUGA
Colletotrichum chrysophilum is the source of this 1023-nucleotide messenger RNA. RefSeq lists its product as uncharacterized. The record is from RefSeq and is a predicted model, not a curated record. The transcript is spliced from 2 exons. Gene Ontology annotation, molecular function: ATP binding. Bases 1 to 1023 code for a protein of 340 amino acids. Lineage: Eukaryota; Fungi; Ascomycota; Sordariomycetes; Glomerellales; Glomerellaceae.